Messenger RNA from Anneissia japonica, 314 nucleotides. RefSeq names its product tetratricopeptide repeat protein 39B-like. The transcript is spliced from 2 exons. NCBI's taxonomy places the organism in Eukaryota, Metazoa, Echinodermata, Crinoidea, Comatulida, Comatulidae. The coding region runs from base 33 to 275 and encodes 80 amino acids. The record is from RefSeq and is a predicted model, not a curated record.
UGUUCUUCAACAAUCAUUUCAAUGAUGCCAAAAUGAGAAUGCGACCAUGGGCUCAAGAUAGCAUGUACCAUGCUCUUGGCUAUGGUACUAUUUGCUUCCUACAAGCCAUUAUGACAUUUGACCCCCAGGAUAUACAAGAUGCUGUCACAUGGAUUAAAAAUGCUGUAGAGGUUUGUCACAGAUGUCGUAAACGCCAGACCAUGGUUAAAUCGGUAAUGUCUUCCAUGGUCAGAAUAGUUCACCGCCCAAACUUUAACACAUAUACUGAUGGUUAGUUCAAUUUUUGUUUUUCAAUUUUGCCAUGGUUUACUGUA